CUGGUGGAUUGUUGAGCUCUCAAUCUGCGGAUGAGUUUGUAGCUCUCAGGCCUUUGUGAUAAUAUAUUUGUAUGGUCUUUAUUUGUUUGAUCCUGCUCAAGUGAUAUAUUUUGUUGUGUUGGGUGUUAGUUUACACACCUCAUCGGCAUCAUAUAUAGACUACAAUCCUAGGAAAAAAACAACACAAAAAGAUUCACAACAGCUGAGAAAUCCAGGCUCAAAAGUAGGGCUGCACAUCGCUUGGUUUAAAAUAGCACGCCUGAGGCGCGCAAAGGCGCUAGGUGCCCCAAGGCAUUUACUUUAUCGCAUCUUACACCCCCAGGCGGUGUAGGUUCUAAGAGGCGCGCCUUAUAUGGCGCUUUUUAACGCCUUUUGCGCAUCUGGGUGGAGUGCGCUUCUCACACUUCAUGGAACUGUCUUGGCGAUUCAGUCUCUUUGGUCUUCUUCCUUUUUCCUUCUGCGUUGGCUUUGCUUCCUGACUCCGACACGGCAGGGGCGGAACCAGGGGGGUGCUAGCCGGUGCUGGCGCCACCCCUUCGCCGGAAAUAGUAGAGUAUAUAUAUGUAUAUGUUUCAUAGCCACCCCUGUUCUUCUUGUUCUUGUCCCUCUGUUUUCCCGUCGCCGGUGGAACUCUGCGGGCUUUAGCUGAGAAAAUCUUUUGUUUUUUAUUUACUUAAUCCCAACGACGCCGUUUGGAUAAGAGUCUCUAAAAAAAUAAAACGACGUCGCGGCACGUGUUUGACUUAUGGACAGAGACCGUAGGCUUAAUUUAUCGACGUUAUCCGGCCAAAUUGUCUAAACCCAAAUCUGAACGCGAGAGCAAUUAGCAAGGGAUGGAGUCUGGCUGUUUGGAGUUCUGCAACCGAUUAAGAUUUUGGUGACUUCUACGGCGUAAGGAUUGGCCGGAGGCUGAAGGGGUGAAGCCUCAAGCAUCUCUACCUCAUCUACAAACGACAACUACAGUAGGAUCCGUUUUUUAGACGAUAUGAAUACCCCAUGUUGGCAAGACGUAUUACGAAGCCUGAUGAAGCAUCAAGAUGUUGUGAAUUGAAGGAAAGUGCCUAUUGUCCAAGUUUCACAGCAAAGCCGCCUACAGAAUCUAUAUUGGCCACACCAGAAUUGACCAUCAUUCAUGCGGGUGAGAGUGAAGAUGAAUCUGAAAGUAGCAAUGACUGCAGCAACCUUAGUCUGAGCAUACCUUCUCCACCACCAUAUGACGAUAUGGAAUAUUAUAAUCCUUCACCUUCCCCGCCUAUUUCACCUCAGAAGUUUCAGAAAGAAAUGAAAGAGCUGCGUAGAAGGGCUGAAGAGGAGCACGGGGCUUGUCAUGUGAAAGAGGGUGGUCAGUUCCGUGAGAUACACUAUAGGGCUGCAAAAGAAGCUCUUGAAUGGUACAACUGCAAGAAUGGAACACAGUUCAAGUUACUCAAGAUGGUGGAGGUGGAUUUUGCUGCUGGAAUAGUUUUCUUUAUCACCAUGAAGGCAGUGGAUGAUAAUGAUCCUACUGGUUCCCCAGUCACCUUCUUGGCCAAGUAUUAUCACAGUGUGUUCGAUUCAGACGAUGAGGUUAUGGAAUGUGAUCCUAAAAGCUAAUUGACUGCCUCUAGGACAUGCAAAGGGACUCUGUGCUCUACAUCUUUUAAUCCGUUAUCUAUCAACCCCAAUAAGGUUAUCUGAAUUCCUUUAUUUACUGGAUGCACUCAAAGCAUCAUGAAUAUUUAAUUUGAUUUUGAGCCAUGUUUAUUUCGAAUAUAUCAGGAUUAAAAGACGAUAUGGUGAUGAAUGUUGUGCUUGUGCUUGCGCUUGCGCUUGCGAUUUAUUUAUGAUAUAAUUAUUGGAAAAAUCAUUUAUAGUAAAAGUAUGUAGUGUUUCUAAA
This is a messenger RNA of Cuscuta epithymum, 1876 nucleotides long. NCBI's taxonomy places the organism in Eukaryota, Viridiplantae, Streptophyta, Magnoliopsida, Solanales, Convolvulaceae. The record is from the annotation of a GenBank genome assembly.